GGGAGCUGAACAAUGUCAAGUGGUCCUGGAUUAGAGUCUCUUGUGGAUCAACAAAUAUCGGUUAUAACAAAUGAUGGGCGCAAUAUAGUGGGAGUCUUAAAAGGUUUUGAUCAGGCUACAAAUAUUAUCCUCGAUGAGUCUCGUGAACGGGUUUACUCCACAACAGAGGGCGUCCAGCAACUUGUAUUAGGCUUGUACAUAAUAAGGGGUGAUAACAUAAGUAUCGUUGGGGAACUAGAUGAGGAGCUUGAUGCAAAUCUUGACCUAUCAAAACUGAGAGCGCAUCCCCUCAAGCCUGUAAUCCAUUGA
Molecule: messenger RNA, 309 nt
Organism: Nelumbo nucifera (sacred lotus)
Lineage: Eukaryota; Viridiplantae; Streptophyta; Magnoliopsida; Proteales; Nelumbonaceae
Product: sm-like protein LSM8
Biological process (GO): mRNA splicing, via spliceosome
Cellular component (GO): precatalytic spliceosome; U6 snRNP; U4/U6 x U5 tri-snRNP complex
Molecular function (GO): mRNA binding
Source: RefSeq, a predicted model, not a curated record